CAGUUGUAGACAGUCAACUGUUGAUAUCUGCGACAGUUACGUCUUCCCGCCAAAAUCAACGUUUGCGUCGAUCUAACCUACAGUGAUUGUAAAGGCCGACUGUCAUAGUAAAUGUUUUGUUAAGAUUUGUUAUUUUUGAAAAGAAAUAAAAGAGCGCAGCAUGAAGGUCGAAGAGUUUAGUCCUGAUUCUCUUCCUGAUCUGCUACCUCUGUAUUACAAGCGACUAUUUCCUUAUGGACCAUUUCAUCGUUGGAUCAGUUAUGGAAAUGUUGAGCCUAAUUACUUCCAAAAUCGAGAAUUUUCGUUCACUCUUGCUGAGGACAUAUACAUUCGCUUCAAAUCCUUCAUUGGGCGAGAGGACAUGGAAAAGGAAAUCCAAAAGCGAUGCCCUUACAAAAUAGAUAUUGGAGCUGUCUAUGCUACGAGACCUCAAGAAAGGCAUAUGACUGCUGUAUUUCAACCUCAAGAGAGAGAGUUGGUCUUUGAUAUUGAUAUGACAGAUUAUGAUGAUGUCAGAUCAUGCUGUAGCGGAGCUGAUAUCUGUAAUAAGUGCUGGAAAUUCAUGGUGCUGGCAUGCAAAAUUCUCGAUGCAGCUCUUAGAGAGGACUUUGGAUAUGAACACUUGUUGUGGGUGUUCUCUGGGCGUCGAGGUGUGCAUUGCUGGGUGUGUGAUGAUAGUGCAAGGAAGCUAGAUGUAUCUGCAAGAUCAACUGUUGCAGAAUACCUUCAGCUUGUCACUGGUGGUGAAAACAAGGCAAAGAAAGUUGUUUUGAAUUCAGAUAAGCUUCAUCAUUCUAUUAGGCGUGCCAAAAAUAUUAUCGAACCGCAGUUUGAAUCAAUGUGUGUUGAGGAUCAGGACAUAUUAGGAACUCCUGAAAAAAUAUCCAAAGUACUUUCUUUAGUGCCAGAUGAUCAAAUGCGACAAGAGAUUGAAAAAGAAAUGUCAAAGCAAAACACACCUUCAAUGAAAUGGGCUGCUCUUACCUCUGUUGUUCAAAGUUGGAUAAAACGAGGACAGUUAAAAAAGUGGCGACAAUUUCUUGUUGAAGAAAUUAUGCUGCAAUACACUUACCCUAGGCUGGAUAUUAAUGUAUCAAAAGGAAUGAAUCACUUGUUAAAAGCCCCUUUUUGCAUUCAUCCAAAGACUGGCAAAGUGUGUAUUCCUUUCAAUCCUCGUGCAGCAGAGAAGUUUAAUCCAAUGACAGUUCCUACUAUCAACCAGCUUAUCCAUGAGAUUGGUCAAUUUGAUAAAGAACAAACUCAAGAGGGAGAUGAAGUUAGCUUGAGAAGAGUAAAAGAUUAUAGAAAAACAAGUUUAAACAAGGGUGUAGUAAUAUUUGAGGAAUUUGUCCGUAAGCUAGAAGAUACAUGGAAAGGAAAGCAAAUCAAAAUUGAAGCAAGUGAUGCAACCCUCAAAUUUUAAGCAGAAUAUAAAUGGUGUUCUACUUUCAGCCCGAUAUUCAUUUUAUAGGAGGAAAAGGAAUGUUGAAAAGAAAUAAAAGAGUAUUUUUUUUUAAAGUCA
Molecule: messenger RNA, 1522 nt
Organism: Frankliniella occidentalis (western flower thrips)
Lineage: Eukaryota; Metazoa; Arthropoda; Insecta; Thysanoptera; Thripidae
Gene: DNApol-alpha50
Product: DNA primase small subunit
Exons: 9
Coding region: 161-1423 (420 amino acids)
Biological process (GO): DNA replication, synthesis of primer
Cellular component (GO): alpha DNA polymerase:primase complex
Source: RefSeq, a predicted model, not a curated record